This is a messenger RNA of Camarhynchus parvulus, 2365 nucleotides long. It is a transcript of the gene FSD1L, whose product is annotated as fibronectin type III and SPRY domain containing 1 like. Lineage: Eukaryota; Metazoa; Chordata; Aves; Passeriformes; Thraupidae. The record is from RefSeq and is a predicted model, not a curated record. The transcript is spliced from 14 exons. Bases 105 to 1622 code for a protein of 505 amino acids. Gene Ontology annotation, molecular function: protein binding.
GGGGCGCGCGGGCGCUCAUCCCGCGGGAGCGGCGGCGGCGCUGGGAGCGCGUCCCCGCUCCGCGCGUCCCCGCUCCGCCGGCCCGGCCGCACCGAGCCGCAGACAUGGACGAGGAGCGGGAGACUCUGCAAAGGAUUGUCAGUACUCUAGUGAACAAAAAUGAUGAAAUUCACAACUUCAUUGACAUGCUGAACCAUACAAUAUCAAAUGUUCAGGUAAACUCCUCUAAUGCCAUCAGCGAGCUGGAUGAGGAGUUUGAUGGUCUGUAUUCUGUCCUACAUGAGAUGAAGGGGAGCAUGGCCAACACUAUUCAGCAAGAAGAAGCUCGUAAAAUUCAAGCUCUGCAGGAUCAGCUGAGCCAGUGCAGUCGUGCCCUGGAGAGCUCAGAAGAGCUGCUGGAACUUGCUGUGCAGUCGCUGGACAUAAAGAACCCCGUGGAGCUCUUAGAGGCUUCCAGACAGAUCAAAGAUAGUGUCACAGUGGCUUCAGCAUUCCGCCUCUCUCUGAAACCAAAAGUCAGUGACAGUAUGACUCAUAUGAUGGUGGACUUUGCCCUGGAGAAGAGGAUGCUCCAAGCUGUGAAGUUUUUGCCAGUCCCUAAAGCUCCAGAGAUAGAUGUAGCAGCAUGUCUGGUUGCUGACAACUGCAUAACAAUAUCGUGGAGAAUGCCUGAGGAGGACAGCAGAAUUGAUCAUUUUGUGCUGGAGUAUAGGAAAACCAACUUUGAUGGGCUCCCUCGACUAAAAGGAGAACAGCAUUGGGAGCUGGUUGACUACAUUAAAGCUACUCAGUACACAUUAUCAGGUCUGAGAUUUGAUACAAAAUACAUGAACCUUAGAGUACAGGCUUGCAACAAAGCUGUGGCAGGUGAAUACUCUGACCCCGUGACUCUGGAAACCAAAGCAUUUGUGUUCAGUUUGGACAGUACUUCAUCUCAUCUGAACUUGAAAGUUGAAGACACCUAUGUUGAAUGGGAUCCUACUGGAGGCAAAGGCCAAGAAAAAAUAAAAGGAAAGGAAAAUAAAAACAGUGGCCAGAAUCCUCUGCUGAAGAGCAAUAGAAGAAGCAACACAGCGUCUCCCAAGAGAUCCACUAACAGCCCAAGGGCCUCAGCGAGGGGCAGCCGGGAUCGCUUUGCUGGUGAAUCCUACACAGUGCUGGGAGACACUGCUGUUGAAAGUGGACAGCAUUACUGGGAAGUGAGAGCCCAGAAGGACUGCAAAUCCUACAGCGUGGGAGUAACGUACAGAAACCCGGGGAAGUUUGACCAGCUGGGGAAGACUAAUUCCAGCUGGUGCAUCCAUAUCAACAACUGGCUGCAAACCACCUUCUCAGCAAAGCAUAACAAUAAAGCAAAGACUCUAGAUAUACCUGUCCCAGACAGAAUAGGUGUAUACUGUGACUUCGAUGGAGGUCAGCUUUCAUUUUAUAAUGCAAGCUCAAAGGCAUUGUUACACACCUUCAGAACAAAGUUUACCCAGCCAUUGCUACCAGGCUUCAUGAUCUGGUGUGGUGGGCUCACAGUGACAACUGGAUUGCAGGUGCCAAGUGCUGUGAAAACUCUUCAGAAGAGUGAAAAUGGAUUGGGUGGUUCAACAAGCAGCCUAAAUAAUGUUGUCUAGUAAUGUCUGUUUAAAACUUCUCCUGCUGAAUGUUUUUGUUUUUCUGUGUAGCUACUACUCACAGAAGCUUGUGAGCAUUGGAUUUUACUGGGUUUGCUACCUUCUGCUGUUUAGGGCCCAGGUACUGAUAGUGCAAAGGUUUUGGGGCUAAAGUGUUAGGAACCAGUGUUGGGAAUCCAGAAAAAUGUCAGAAAGCUGAACUGUUGCCUAUUUAAAGAAAAAAAAAAAGAAGCCAAGAGCUGUUACUAUGUACUUUUCUAAUACUGUAUUCAAGCAUUUUGUUAUGGACUUGAAUAUUAAUUUUGUUAUAAAUACUAUUCUUCUAUGAAGAAUAUAGCAAAUACAAUUUUUUAGCUCUCCUAAUGCAAAUUACUUAACUGUGUUUUUAAUAAUUAAAUAGUUAAUAAUAAUUAAUACUAGGCUUACCAUUAAAAUUUGUGAUUUCUGAGAUACAUUUUGAAAACAGACUGAUUUGCUGGCCUAGCUUGGCAAAACACCACAGCAGCAUGGUUUCAGAAGGAUAUUACAAGAAUGUCUGGGCCUGGUAUGAAGAAACAGUAAAAGCAGGCUGUGACUAAUUCCCCUAGUGGUAUAAAAUCUUCCUAUUUUCCAUGGGUAGCUCCUUUUUAAAACCAUGUGUAUUGAUAUUGGCUCCUGUUUGUGACCAUUACAUUAAUUGCAUUCUAAUUACAUUAGAAAAUUACAUAUAGAUGUUCCAUUGCCCUGACCCCCAUUUGCAAGCC